This is a messenger RNA of Pieris rapae (cabbage white), 2193 nucleotides long. RefSeq names its product hemicentin-2. The transcript has 4 exons. Gene Ontology annotation, cellular component: neuron projection membrane. The coding region runs from base 192 to 1196 and encodes 334 amino acids. Gene Ontology annotation, biological process: synapse organization. Lineage: Eukaryota; Metazoa; Arthropoda; Insecta; Lepidoptera; Pieridae. The record is from RefSeq and is a predicted model, not a curated record.
CGCGACUGCAGGCGGUCGUUUGUGUAGUGACGAGUGGAAAAUGUGUUACAGUGACCAACCUCCGCGCCAAUAGCGCAUUCUGAGCUCAACUCUACUUCACACAAACCGGUGCACAUACCUACAUAACUACAUUAUAAUCACAGAUCACGCAAACUGCGGCGGCGACGGCGCGACAGCGUGUGGCGGCACGGAUGGCGCCAGCACUGCUCGUCGCGCUGCUCGCCGCGCUGCUAUCGCCCUCUACACAAAAAAGUGGCGUGGAUUGGGAAACGGUGACGUCCAGCUUCGGCGAAGGUCAAUUGCGGAUAGGAGAGCCGAGUGAAGCUGAAGCAGCAGCAGCGGAGGCCGCUCUAGCAGCAGAAAAUGCGCCCGCGUGGCGUGAGCUGUGGCAAGCUUCGCUGGAAGCCCUGAGGCGUGAGCCUGAGCUAAAUGCUACAGCCGAAACAGUACGCGCACAACUUGGCUCCGUAGCUUUUUUGCACUGCCCGGUGCGACACCUCGCCGAACGACAAGUGUCUUGGGUGCGCCGACGUGACUGGCACAUCAUUAGCUCCGGUGCCUUUGUGUACACCAACGACGAGCGCUUUCAGGUGCUGCAUCGCGAAGGUUCCGAGGACUGGGUGCUGCAGAUCAAAUACGUACAAAAGCGGGACAAUGGCACGUAUGAGUGCCAAGUUUCAUCCAGCAGCGGUGCACUGUCGCGGCAGGUGCAUCUUCAAGUUGUGGUUCCCGAGGCACUGAUUUUGGGAGCGGAGGAGCUGCAUGUAGAUGCAGGUUCGGCAGUGCGGCUUGUUUGCCUCAUCGAAAACAGCCCCGAGCCGCCGCAGUAUGUGUUUUGGUACCACAAUGCAAGAAUGAUUAACUAUGACGCCGCGCGUGGCGUAUCUGUACAAACGGCCGCAGCAACGCGGGGUGCGCGUACGCAAUCAGCGCUCAGUGUUCACCGCGCGCGUCCCGAUCACUCUGGCAAUUACUCCUGUCGGGCGCCCAAUGCCGAGCCAGCUCACAUCUACCUCUACGUCUCCGAAGGCAGUGACAAGAUGGCAGCGACACUCUCUCGCAGUGCGGCAGAUACUAAUUACAGCGAAUCCACGCUUGCCGUACUAUUGUGCGUCGCAGUUACUGCAGUGCUCGGUUGCCCGAAAAGACUUCACCUUGCUAGUGAAAGUGUUGGAAGUCUAUCGUUAACGUACUAAUUAUUAUUACUUAGAUUAUAAACAAAAUUCUAUUAGAAAGAAGAUUCGAUAGAAUCGAUGAUGAACUUUUUAAAGUUUUAAUACUAUAUGUAAUUAUUGCUCAAAGUUAAUUUUUGUUAGUAUUUUAACAAAGUAGGUUAAACAAACUUGUAUAUUUCAUUUAAUGUAGUGACGAUCUCGUAGUUCUUCAAAGUUUAAUUUAAUUCUCACAGAUUCAUCCGCAUGGAAGGAUGACAAAAUUCUCCUUUAAGUCAUUUCUAAUUCUAAAAUCUUAACACCAAAAUGUAUCAAUAUCGGUUUAGCGGUAAAUAUCAGGUAAAUAACUUUUAUGAUGAUUACAUGUAUACAUAUAUCAAAAUAUCUAUAUUGUGCAUGAAUAUAUAUGAUAAAACCUAUAGUUUUCAAUCUCUCAUAAUCCAUCCAACUGCUUAAAAUUUCUAAGAACUAUAUUAUGUACUGGAUGAUUUGUUCUUAUUGACAUUUGAAAUUGUUUAAGUACUCCUAACGAGUGCCUACAAAUAGUAAACUUUAGAUCAACCUACUCGAAAAAUGUGAAAAACACAAUAUCAGGCAUUUUUAUUUUGGUCGAUUUUCAAAUGAAAAUGACUUGCAUAACACUAGGUUCAUUGUUUACCUGUAUUUGAUCUCUACAAUAAUUUUACUUUAUUCUCAGCACAAGUUUCAGUUGUCAAGAACAGUCGUACGACCUUGCAAAUUGUUAUAUUACCUGAGAUUUACGAAAAAUAUUUAAAUAAUUCUGUUAUCUUGGCAAUGCCAUGAAUUAGGGACUUAAUAUUAUCAUAUUGAAAGGUACAAAUGUUUUCUUAAAUUUUUAUUAUAUUGUUAUUUCAACUGUACAUAAAAUGAAAAUUCUGUAAUAUAAGCGUAAAAGUCUGAGUUAUAAAAUAUAUCUGUAAUAUAUCUGGUCUAUUAAAUACUAGUAAAUGUUUUCACCUUCUCGCCAAAACAACGUCUAAAUAAAUAAAUUUUGAUUUUG